AUGGCCGUCCUUCCGAAAUCUUCGUUCAUUCUACCAAGAGAGAAGAAGAUACCUGAGAAGAAAGAACCGACGAAAUGGGAGAAAUAUGCGGCAGAAAAGGGUUUGACCAAAAAGAAGAAAAGCAAAAAGGUGUUUGAUGAAGCAACGAAAGAAUGGAAGCCAACAUAUGGCUACAGAAGAGGAAAUGAUAAUACCAAGGAUUGGCUGAUAGAAAUUCCUGACAACGCU
Messenger RNA from Cooperia oncophora, 228 nucleotides. Lineage: Eukaryota; Metazoa; Nematoda; Chromadorea; Rhabditida; Trichostrongylidae. The record is from the annotation of a GenBank genome assembly.